AUGUUAUGUAUGAAUACGUUGCAGAUAACAUUAAUGAAACAUACAAAAAUAUCUGUUAUACACGAUAGUCUUCGUAGAAAGAAUGAUAGUGAUAGUGACUUUGAUAAUUAUUCUGGAAUACGUAUUAUGGUAAUUGUCAGUCCUCUACAAGACAGACGGAGAAAACCGGGAAACUGUCGCGAUAGAGAUGGUAUAAUACUGCCAAUAUCAGAAUUUGAGAUAUCGACGUGUGCAAUGUGUUACUUCUAUCUGAUAAAAGAAAAUCCCAAGUUGUUUCCAGUAAAGCAAUGCAGCGCUUCUAAUAGUAAAACGGUUUGUCUAAUGGAAAAGAAUAAAAACAAUAACAUGAAUUACUGUCAUUGUCCUUCAAUAAACAAUGCAAGCUCUUUGAUUUACAUUGAUAAUUCUAUUGGAAAAGAGAAGCUAUCCAAACAAUGGCAUCAGUGCUGUGAAGAUGCAGCAAGUUGUUGUAAUGCACAAACAUAUAGUGAUGACAUUGACAAAAUGCCCGAAGAUAGGGAUGACGCAUGUCCACACACCUGGGAUGGGUGGAUGUGUUGGAAUAAAACUUUAAGGAAAACAUCCGUGCACAACCAAUGUCCGAGAUUUUUGUCUUUGUCUGACUACAGAGAAAAUGCAACUAAAGUUUGCACUGGGAAUGGUACGUGGUGGGUUGACCCAGAGACUCUCCAAGAAAGAACAGAUUAUUCUAAAUGCCUCUCGCAGGAUGCUUUACAACGUCUGAAGUUUCAUAAGAUUUCAACAAUAGUGAGCCUUUCUAUCAAUGCCUUUGGAAUUUCUUUGCUGAUUCCUGCAAUAAUCGUUUUCGUACUUUACAGGAAUUUACGCCGUCAAAAUAGAAUCAAACUUCACAUUAACCUGUUCCUUUCUUUACUCUUGUGUGGACUAACUGUCAUGUGUUGGGACGUCAUGAUCAAAUACAACAGAAUUGUAAACCAACAAGACGAUCUUGUACAAUAUAAUCAGCAUGGGUGCAAACUAUUAAACAUGAUAGAGCACUAUUUUCGAUCUACAACUUAUUAUUGGAUGUUGUGUGAGGGUUUUUAUCUGCACCGACUGCUAUUGAACGCAUUUGUUCCUCCAAAGCGAUUAAUAGGAUACUACAUCACAGGAUGGGGAAUGCCAUUCAUAACAGCCUUGAUAUAUGCAGUGCUGCGAAUUAGUUUGUUUGAUAACAGUGAUUGUUGGAUAGACCCAGUAACUGGCAAGUACCACGGUCUAGAAUGGAUACUGUUUGCACCAACUAUAUUGUGCAUCAUUAUUAAUGUGUUUUUCCUUUUGAACAUUCUUCGAGUACUGGUACGACAGCUUUCUCAUCCUAAUGAACCUAAAACUUACAGAAAAGCUGUGAAGGCAACACUUAUACUGAUACCGCUCUUGGGAGUUCACCAAUUCUUCACUAUUUACAGACCUCGUCCUGGUGACGAUGGGUACUACGCAAUGACAAUGACAGCAGCAGUUAUUUAUAAUUCACAGGCAAUUUUAAUAUCCUUCAUUUUCUUCUAUUUUAACUCGGAGGUUUUGUCAAAUCUUAGAACCAGCUUGUAUCGACGACGACAAUCAGCUAUACUUGAAAGAAAAAGUCUUACGUCUACGCUCAACUCUAGACGAUCAUCGGCAGUCUCAGCAGGACCAAACACCAUCCAGAUCUACGAAGGAAUUCCAUCUGAUUUGUUAUGUAAUGCUAACAAUAAUGGAAACAAUCAUUUUCUACCUACACGAUUAUCAAAUGGUGUUUUUAAUCAUGGAUUCGUUGACAUUGAAACAACUCAUUUGUAGCAUCCUUUCUUGACAAUUAACUUGUUUCCUUUAGUACA
Mytilus trossulus (common blue mussel) is the source of this 1838-nucleotide messenger RNA. Its product is annotated as calcitonin gene-related peptide type 1 receptor-like. NCBI's taxonomy places the organism in Eukaryota, Metazoa, Mollusca, Bivalvia, Mytilida, Mytilidae. Bases 1 to 1800 code for a protein of 599 amino acids. Gene Ontology annotation, cellular component: plasma membrane. The record is from RefSeq and is a predicted model, not a curated record. Gene Ontology annotation, molecular function: G protein-coupled peptide receptor activity. The transcript has 14 exons. Gene Ontology annotation, biological process: cell surface receptor signaling pathway; adenylate cyclase-modulating G protein-coupled receptor signaling pathway.